AUGCGUAGUCUCGACGAUGCCAGAGUGGCAUGGGACGAGCUGAGGCAGUACAAGCGUACCAAGGACCUGAAAGAGGCAGUCCGACUCGAUGGCGACUCUUCCCUCGCCACGGCCGGCGGAAGGUCUGCGUGCUGGAAGGUGUUCCUCCUCUUCGACACCCUUGAUACAUCGUCGUGGAUACGGACGCUAUCAUCAGCUCGCUCGGCGUACAACUCGCUCAAGUCACACUUUCUUCGCCACAUCGAGAACCCAGACGAGCUGACAUCGGGCUACGACCCUCUAAGUGGUGAAAGCGACCUAAGUCAUGACAAGUCUUCACCGUGGACGCAACUGCACAAGGACGAGGAGCUUCGUGGCGAGAUACUGCAGGACGUCGUCCGCUGCAUGCCCGAGAAUCUAUAUUUCCGCCAGCCGGAUACUCAACGCGCCCUCACCGAUAUCCUGUUCGUCUUCUGCAAGCUCAACCCUGAUGUUGGAUAUCGGCAAGGCAUGCACGAGCUCCUGGCGCCUAUCUUGUGGGCUGUCGAGAGGGACGCCAUAGAUCUGGGCCAGAGCAGCAAGGCAUUGGGCGAGGAUGCUGUCAUCAAAACCAUGUUCGACUCGGAGCACGUGGAGCACGACACCUUUGCCCUCUUUGGCCAAGUAAUGCAGAGUGCCAAGGUGUUCUACGAGCAGACGACUUCGGACGGCAAUGAAAAUCCGAUGGUCUCUCGCAGCCGCCGCAUAUUCAGUGACAUGCUUCCGCAGGUGGACGAGAAGCUGGCCACACACCUGGCGCGCAUUGACAUUGUGCCACAGGUCUUUCUAAUCAGAUGGGUUCGGCUAUUGUUUGGGCGCGAGUUCGCCUUCGACGAGAUGCUCACCAUGUGGGACGUCAUCUUUGCCGAAGACCCAUCACUUGAAGUCGUUGAUCAUAUAUGCAUUGCUAUGUUGCUGCGCAUACGCUGGGACCUCAUUGAGGCAGAUUACAACGUAGCAUUAACGCUGCUACUGCGGUAUCCCGAGCCAGGGACACAACUUCCGGCACAGACUCUGGCUCUGGAUGGCUUGUACUUGCGCGAACAUAUGGACUAUCACAGCGGGAGCUAUCUGGUGUCGAAGUACACUGGAAAACCAUUGGAACAAGCCGGCCGACCUGUUACGCCUCCAGCAUUGCAGCGCAACAUCACAACUAUGGCGGUAGCAACAAAGGCAUCAGCCACAUCGCCUACUCGAUCUCCAGGUCCUAAUCGAAACCUUGAGAGCGUCUUUCAGUCUACCGCACGCAACAUAUACGCCCGAGGAGAAAAGCUGGGCAUCGGCAAAGUCGUCCGCAGUGCUGUUGAUGAGGUCCAUAAGAAGGCUCAAGAGAUCAGAGACGCUCAAACUCCAGCAACACCGCCUCCGUCGUGGCGACAACGAGGCACUUCUCGGACCUCCCUCGGAGCUGAACCAUUGCUCACAAGGGUGCAAACAUUAGAGGUCCGGAGCAGACAGCUUGCCAAGCUCCUUGAAGGCGCCGUCAGCGAACUUUGGGAGUAUCAAAGAGCAGCUUCAGAGAGCGCCAUGACUGAUGCUGAAGCUCAGAAGGCAGGUCUGGAGCAGCUAAGUGUUGCCAUCGCGAAGGUGCAAUUCAUCCAGGUGUAUCUUGACGACCCUGGCAUGCCGUUGCCACAGGAGGCCGAAACUACGGGAGGCUCGCCCCAGGCCGCGAGUGAAGGUGCUUCGCAGGCUGUCGGUCCCGAGAUUGAAGGAGUCGAAUCGACUCCGGCUUACUCGCGAACAGGCACUCCUGUUGCUACUGCUGGCAGAACUGAAGCUAUCGAAGGCCGAGGGUCGAAUCUGGACGAAGCUCAACCACCCAAGUCGAGUGUAGAAGGCCUCCUGGAUCCAGAAUCGUUUGCAGAUCCUUCCCUUACCGAGACAGGUGCUCCUGGAUCGGUAAAGGUAUCCCCGGAAAUCGUUGUGCAAGAGGACAAUGCGGCCUCAAUCACGAGCGAGAAGCCUGACCAACCCAGCAACAAGGAUCAGCAGCGCCCAACGCCGCUCUCUUCUGCUAGGCCUCGUCUCGAACAAAGCUCGCUUUCCUGGAUGCUUGAUCAGCAAGGCAGCAAAUUACGACAGCCUUCGCCUUCCGCUUCUGGUCGGGAGCAGGCAAGGUUCAGAAGUUCACUAUUUGGUACAGCUCGAGCGGACGACACGGUAUCCGGCGACAGCAGCAGACGGGUGAGUGGCGAAAUGAUACGUGGACAACCGCUAGGUGAGCCGAAUGUGCAAGAGGACGCAGGCUUCGACAUGGGAAGUUUGCGGCACAGCAAAGGGAGGAAGACUUGA
Messenger RNA from Saxophila tyrrhenica, 2313 nucleotides. RefSeq lists its product as uncharacterized. Gene Ontology annotation, molecular function: GTPase activator activity. The record is from RefSeq and is a predicted model, not a curated record. Lineage: Eukaryota; Fungi; Ascomycota; Dothideomycetes; Mycosphaerellales; Extremaceae. The transcript has 2 exons. Bases 1 to 2313 code for a protein of 770 amino acids. Gene Ontology annotation, biological process: activation of GTPase activity.